AUGGUUUCUGCAAUUGAUCCUCCCGCAGUAAAUGGGCUCAAGCCCUUAGAGCUCACGUUCAACCUUCCGGACGGCAGUACUGUGGUUUCCAUUCGGUCUGCACACAAAGCCGCCUUCGGCGCAGGCGACUCAACAUACCACAUCUAUGUGCGGGACGAGCACAUCGGAACGUGGUUUGUGGAUAAGAACUUGAUCGCACGCGUCAGUCCAGCCCAGGUUCUUGAUGAGAGAGCUGAAGUGGACUUUGUACGACGAUUCGAAACGCCAGCUGCCAUCACGAAUGGCAACGAGGACAACGCCGAGCACGCCAUCACUGCUACUCUGGAGAAGCUAUGGAUCAGCAUAUAUGCUCUCUGGCUGUUGCUGCACGAUCUGGACGUCGUUCCUAUUGUGCUUCCAACUCAUCAUACACAAGGCCAAGAGUAUCUCGUUGCCACUGGUCUCGCAGCACCUUCUCCAUUUGGGACCACCGUGGGAGAUGAUCUUCAACCUCAUCGCGUGUUGUUGCUGGCACGCGAGCCUUUCUGGCAAGGUGCAGGUGCCCCAGAUCGUCUGGCUUGGCUACGGACUCGCCCUGAGGCCAGCAUAUCUGGUUUCAAUGGCCAUCUCGGUGUAUUUGCCAGCCAGCAGUCCUUCACCCGCAAAGGCAACGUUUGCACGACCCAUCCUUUGCGGCCCCCAAAGCCAGCCCCGGGCACAGUGCUCUACAGCCGCUACAUCGUUGAACUCGGGCAGCACUUGCAGAUUGUACACAUCGACGCCACCAAUCCAUUGCACUUUGCGACCUAUUGCCGCUGGCAGAACUCCGAUCGCGUCAACCAUGGCUGGAAAGAACGUGGCCCAGACAGCAAGCACCGGGCCUAUCUCGAAUCGCAACGCUUCGACCUUCAUACCAUGUCUUGCAUCUUCCUCUGGGACGGUGAGCCAGCUGGCUACUGCGAGGUUGGCUGGGCUAAAGAGGAUAAUACGGCGCCGUUUGUCGCCUCCAACUGCAACAUUCACAUUGGAGAGUUUGAUCAAAACAGCCAUGUCCUGGUUGGGGAGGAGAAGUUCCGAGGGGGCAAGCGUUACCAAGCAGUCGCUACCAGCAUCAAGCACUUGUGUUUCCUGCGAGAUCCUCGAACACAACAGGUCAUCGCGGAGCCUCGGGUUGAUCUAUCGAGCGUGCCAAUUCAAGCUCGCUUCUUGCCACAAGAGCGCAAGAAGCGCAUACAGCUACCUCACAAGCAUGCGGUACUCUUUGCCCUUCAGAGGGAUCGCUUCUUCCAGGAGGGACAUUUUUACUAG
Molecule: messenger RNA, 1287 nt
Organism: Sphaerulina musiva SO2202
Lineage: Eukaryota; Fungi; Ascomycota; Dothideomycetes; Mycosphaerellales; Mycosphaerellaceae
Exons: 1
Coding region: 1-1287 (428 amino acids)
Biological process (GO): siderophore biosynthetic process
Source: RefSeq, a predicted model, not a curated record